Messenger RNA from Liolophura sinensis, 3719 nucleotides. Its product is annotated as eukaryotic translation initiation factor 4B-like. Lineage: Eukaryota; Metazoa; Mollusca; Polyplacophora; Chitonida; Chitonidae. Gene Ontology annotation, molecular function: RNA binding. The transcript has 16 exons. The coding region runs from base 6 to 2126 and encodes 706 amino acids. The record is from RefSeq and is a predicted model, not a curated record.
UUUCCAUGUCCAACAUGGCUUCCACGGCUGCAACAAAGAAGAAGCAGAAGAAGAAGGGUCAAACUUUGUCCCUUAAUGCAUUUUUGGCGGAUGAGCAGGGGUCAGCUGGACCCGGUACCAGCUAUGUUCUCGCUAACAAGUCCCUUGACUGGGCCACUGAAAUGGAGAGCCAGGAGAUGGAUGAUAAUGACUUUGAUUAUGGAAUGGGCAUGGGCCCCAAGGUGGCGGUCAAUCGCAGCUUAUUACCCACGGCACCACGAGCUGCUAGGGGGCCUGAUUUUGAUCCCUCCAAAGUGCCCUCAGCACCACCAUACACAGCUUUUCUAGGAAAUUUACCAUACGAUAUUUCUGAGGAUGACAUUAUUGGCUUUUUCCGAAAUUUAAAGGUGAACAAUGUAAGAUUGCCUGACGAUGGGAGUAGGUCCAGAGGUUUUGGAUAUGCAGAGUUUGAGGACAGACAAGGAUUGAUCGAUGCAUUAGGCAUGAAUGAUGAGAUGUUACAAGGCAGAAAAAUCCGUGUGGAUCUUGCUGGUCAGCAGUCAGGAGAUCGUGACAGAAACGGGCGUGGCGGGAGAGAUGAUGGCCGGCCAGACAGGACGGAGAGUGACUGGAGGCGGAGAGAUGACCCUCCAGAGUACAAACAGGAUGAGCGCUACAGUGAUCGGUACGAAGGGGCUCGUGAUGGUGGCAGAUAUGGUGGCUCAGGAUACAAUGAUCGCUAUAGUGGCUCAAACGAUCGCUAUAGCGACAGAAAACGAGAUGACAGGGGUUAUGGUGGUGGUGGUUUCGGGGGAGAUCGGGAUCGUGGUUACGGAGAUCGAGACAGAGGAUAUGGAGGAGAUAGAUUCAGUGAUAGAGGUUACGGUGGGGACCGAGGGUAUAACAGCGAUCGAGGAUACGGUGGCAGUAGAGGAUAUGGUGGCGACCGAGGCUAUGAUCGGGGAUAUGGUGGUGACCGGGGAUAUGGUGGUGACCGGGGAUAUGGUGGCGACCGGGGAUAUGGUGGAGAUCGAGGCUACCACGGCUCAGAUGAUAGAGGUUAUGGGAGGCGAGGUAACUUUGGAUCUGGUUAUCGACAAGAUGACGGGGAGGGGAGGUAUGGCAGGGGCCGCUACAGCGACGACCGGCGGGACAACAGAUCUAUGGAUAGACCCAGUAGUCGAGAAUCCAGCAAAGAACCACCCAAAGAGAGACCAAAGUUGCAAUUAGCACCACGCACGAAGCCUGUGGAACCAGCAAAUCCACAGGCAACGUCGUCUAUAUUUGGAGGGGCAAAACCCGUGGACACAGCAUCCCGUGAGCGGGAGAUUGAAGAACGUCUGCAGCGCGAGAGGCAGGAUGAGUUACGCCGCAAAGUAGAGGAGGAGAAGGAAAAUCGUGAAGGGGAUUACAGGAAAGACUGGUCACAGAGUUCGUCUCGAACGCGGCGUGACAGCGGGCGUUCGUCAGAUGGAGGCACGGGCAGGGAACGUCGACUCAGCAGCAGUGGGUCAGGAAAAGGUAUUCGUCCAGUUCCUCCGCCAUUGACCUCCACGUCUAAUCGAACACGACGAGACAGUGAGAUUUCUAACAACUCAGAAGUGUUUGACGAGGAGAAGACUUCACACAAAGCUCCGGAUACUGUCUCCCCGGACACAAGAACAUCUCCACACCGGGACGACACAAAAGUUGUCCCUGCGCCACCACCUAAAGAAAAUAUCUGGGAGAAGAGGAAGGUGGAGAAGUCACCGACAAGUCAACAGUCUGAGGCCCCCGCCAAUCAUCCCCCUCCCAAACAGGCUGAAGUCAGGCGUACUCCGGUGAGAAAAGCUGAGGUGUCAAUAGCUUCCCCUCCAACAGAAAACCCCUGGAGAAAGAGGCAUUCGGAUCACGAUGAUGAUGGAGAGCGGCGCUCAGGUCCUUGGGGGAAGCCAGCAGGGCGCGGUGAAGGAUCGGAGAGAGGGGGACGCGGUAGUUUCUCCUCUCGUGGACGAGGGUCGGCCCAUAAACCCCAGAGAGAGAAACAUGUUCCAAAAUCUAUAGAAGAGAUGCCAAAAUAUGAAGAAAAUGUGAAAAAGGAUUGGAGUGACAAAAAUAAGUUCUCUUUUCUUGGGGAGGAUGAAGUUGGUCAGGAAGAGGACGAUUAAGCAUUACAUUUUGUGGUGUUAUUUCGCGCUCUGUCUGUCCCACUACUAGAGGGGCAGAUAACCCCAGCUGUGCGCCAUAAGAAAAAAACCAGCAGAGGUGGUUUAUCAUCUUUGUAAAGUAUUGUUAAAAAUUCAAGAGCUGUAUUUGAUGGGGUUUUAUGAUCCCUUUAGUUUAAGGCCAUGCACUGGACAGGUAUUCAACAUCUGGGAUAUUCUGGUUAAAAUGGAGGAUGUCCCUGUCUGUAACUAAGGAUUUAUUAUAAGCUAUUUGUGACUGUUCAUUUGUUCCCUCUGUGUGCCGAUUUGGCGAUGUUAGGCGUGGCAGGUACAAAAUCAAGGUAGUCAGUUCCUGUAAUAAGAAUGCGUAUAAUCGAGUGCUUGACUGUGUUAUCAAGGCAAGGGAGGUAACUCUGUGUGUCAUUCUUCUAGGCUUUCUCUGUCUGUAGUACUUGAAGGGAACUACGUGUACAUGUGCAGAGUGGAUGUUGCAGAGGCCUAGUCACAAUCAUCACAAACCUUUGCACAGUUGUAAAUUAUGUUAACUUAGGAAGAUGAUACCACAGAUAGGAUGGGUGGGGUCCAUUGUAGUUACGGCUUGGCAGACUGGUUUAAAGCAGAAUUGUUUGGUAUUGUUUUGUGCCAGUGUAUGAAUACCUUUGUAAUUUUUUUUUGCCUCCAUGAAGGGUUCACAUCAGGUAACGUCUACUCCUGUCCAUCCUUAGCCCUGUCUAUUUGGACACUGUUCAAAAACAUGUAAUUAAUUGCCUUCAUCAACCGACACCAAAAAUGUGGAUACCUGGUCAUAGACUCAUUAUUGAACAGAAAUUCUGAACCAUAUUAUAUUAAAGCAUUUAUUGAAGUGAACAUAUUUUCCAUGUUGGAACAGAUAGCAGUUGUGUCCCUUUGAGGACCUUUCCAAGUUGACACGUUCACUGUAUGGAUAGUUUUUUUUGUUGGAAAUGCGUAAUUAUGAGGAGAUUUAUUGCUGUACAGGUGAACUCAACUUAUAAUGGAUCAUGUUUGUCCUAGUGAAUGCUAAUAUCUAGAUCAUAAUAGACACCUGUUCCAGUAGAUGUCUACUAACUGGACAUUUGUCCAGAUUAGUACAUAUUGAGAGUACCUGGAGACGUAUUGUUCUUGGUACAGAUGUAUAUUUGGCAGUACUGACUGACAACUGUGUGUAGAAGUAGUCUCACUCUGUGUUCAUAACUCUCUCUCUCUCACUCUCUCUCUCUGUCUUCACCUGUGCUGUCUAUUUUUGGAUACCUGAUCUCUGUAAAUAACUUUGUUGCUCCUCACCUGUAAGGUCAUGUGUGUGGGAGUGAGGUCGUUUGGGCAGGUGUGCCACUCAACUCACCUGACACAUGCAUAAAGACCAGGUGUGUGAGAAAGGCGAUGCCCACACCUGUCAUUUUCUUGGGCAGUGGUAAUACUGUAAACCUGUCUACCUUUAAUAAGUUGAUGGCAAUUUUUGGGGUAAUAGCUUAAUCUUGUUGAUUAUUGCUUUUUGUAAUAAUAACUUAAAUCAUCAAUGUCAUUAAAUCCAUGUUAGGACAAAUUCUCUGUAUAUAAUAACUAUUUUACAUAAAAUUC